Ipomoea nil (Japanese morning glory) is the source of this 2147-nucleotide messenger RNA. Its product is annotated as riboflavin biosynthesis protein PYRR, chloroplastic. The record is from RefSeq and is a predicted model, not a curated record. The coding region runs from base 153 to 2000 and encodes 615 amino acids. Gene Ontology annotation, biological process: riboflavin biosynthetic process. Gene Ontology annotation, molecular function: diaminohydroxyphosphoribosylaminopyrimidine deaminase activity; NADP binding; 5-amino-6-(5-phosphoribosylamino)uracil reductase activity. The transcript is spliced from 9 exons. Lineage: Eukaryota; Viridiplantae; Streptophyta; Magnoliopsida; Solanales; Convolvulaceae.
UUUUGAGAUUGUUUGGCUGCGGUUCAGCUCAAAAUCGAAUUCUAUUAUACUUUGCACAGCAAAAUUGGAAGUUCAUCUUCUGCAAAUGCACUUCACUCUCCGCAUCCAUUGAUACCCAAAUUCUGCUAUACAUUACCACCCAGCAAACAACAAUGGCUCAUCUCUUGGGAAGAUUCUCCGCUCCUUUCAUCGUCAGGCCAACCGCCGUCUCCGCUUCUGCUUCUGCCUCCUCCAACAACCAAUCUUCCCUCUCCUACGGCCUCGAUGCCAGCUUCAUCAAGCGGGCGGCGGAGCUCGCCGAUAAAUCCGCCGGAUUCACCGCCCCUCACCCCAAUUUCGGUUGCGUGAUUGCCGCCGCCGACGAUGGCGGACGAGGAGGCGCCGCGACGGUGGGGGAGGGGUAUUUGUAUGCGGAGGGGACCACGGCUGCUGAGGUGCAGGCGGUGGAGGCUGCUGGGGAGCUCUGUAGAGGCGCCGUUGCUUAUCUGAAUAUGGAACCCGGCGACUCGGGUAGUGACACCACUGCCGUCUCUGCUCUUAUCCAGGCAGGAAUUUCAAGAGUUGUCAUUGGGAUUCGCCAUCCUCUGCAACAUCUUCGGGGAAGUGCAAUCCGUGCACUAAGAAGUGAAGGUCUACAGGUUGAUGUGUUAGGAGAGGAUCUAGAUAGCAAAAUUUUUGAGGAAGCUCUUAAAUCCUGCCUUAUCGUCAAUGCACCUUUGCUUUAUAGAGCUGCUUGCCAAGUUCCAUUUUCUGUUCUUAAAUAUGCAAUGACCCUUGAUGGGAAAAUUGCUGCUAGUAGUGGACAUGCAUCUUGGAUCAGCAGCAAAAAGUCAAGAAGUCGAGUUUUUGAAUUGCGGGGACGAAGUGAUGCUGUCAUUGUUGGAGGAAAUACUGUGCGUAAAGAUAAUCCACGCUUGACUGCUAGACAUGGAGGUGGCCAUAUACCCCGCCGAAUUGUGAUGUCACAAUCUCUAAAUCUUCCUGAUGAAGCUAAUAUUUGGGAUGUUGCUGAAGUCCCUUCUAUAGUUGCAACACAAAGAGGUGCUAGAAGAAGCUUUCAAAAAUUUCUCGCUUCCAAAGGGGUUGAAGUAGUAGAGUUUGACAUCUUAGACCCAAGAGAUGUUAUGGGGUACCUUUAUGAUCGUGGUUACCUCUCUGUAUUGUGGGAGUGUGGAGGGGCACUGGCUGCUUCUGCAAUUUCAUCUGGAGUCAUACACAGGGUGCAUGCAUUUGUUGCGCCAAAAAUUAUAGGUGGAAAAAAUGCACCAACUCCAGUGAGUGAUCUUGGAAUGGUAGAGAUGACACAAGCUUUGGAAUUGAUUGAUGUUUGCUAUGAGCAGAUUGGACCUGACAUGCUUGUUAGUGGAUUUCUUCAUCCAGUUCCAGACCUCACGCCUGUUAUUCCGUCUGUAGAAGAAACUUCUGAAAUUGAUCCUACCAUUUCUCCUUAUGAAUCAAGCAUCAUAUUCUUUUAUAAAACAUGGGAGCAGUAUGGUUCCUUUUCAAACUUCUCUCACCACCCAAUUCAAAUGCCUGAUGAAACCGGAGAUACUGUCACCUGGUCCAGUGUAGAGCAUUAUUACCAGGCACAGAAAUUUACCGGAGUGCCUGAUCCUGUGGCUCAAAACUGUAUUGAAGACAUAAAAAAUGUAAAGAGCCCCGAGGAAGCAGCACGUAUGGGAAGGAGAAUACAGAGGCAACGACCUGAUCUGGUAAGGUCAGAUUGGGAAUCCAUCAAGGUUGAUGUCAUGUAUAAGGCCUUGAAAUGCAAGUUCACAACAUAUCCUCAUCUAGAGUCUUUGUUGGUUGCAACAGCAGGAUCGGUUCUCGUAGAAGGCUCACCCCAUGAUCUCUUUUGGGGAGGGGGCCGGGAUGGAGAAGGUCUAAAUUAUCUCGGAAGACUGCUGAUGCGGCUGAGAUCUGAGUUUCUAGACAAGAAGAGUUCAGCAUCAAAUAAAAACUCAAUUGACCAACAAGCAAUCGGAAAUAAACCCAAGUAAGUGCGGUGUAAACAAAAUAGUAGAUCAAAGCUCCCUUUGGAAGAGUGGUGAGAUUGGAGCUCCCUGAUAGUAGACCGCUCCAACCGCUCUCCCAAGUAUGCUUAAAUUAGUUGAAUAAAUAAGAUCAUCCACGUUUUUUUUUUUUUU